Molecule: messenger RNA, 3656 nt
Organism: Spodoptera frugiperda (fall armyworm)
Lineage: Eukaryota; Metazoa; Arthropoda; Insecta; Lepidoptera; Noctuidae
Product: RING finger protein 121
Exons: 8
Coding region: 323-1273 (316 amino acids)
Cellular component (GO): endoplasmic reticulum membrane; Golgi membrane
Molecular function (GO): metal ion binding; ubiquitin protein ligase activity
Source: RefSeq, a predicted model, not a curated record
UGACACAUGACCUAAAUUAUUACCUAGUCCAGUUCAGUCUUAUCACGCUAUGUUAUAAAAAAGCAUGAUUAUAAAAAAAAGAUAAAACUAUAACUUUCACUGAGGUAAAAGAGGGAUAGCAUAAAAUAAUGAUUAAAUAAACUAACUUAUACACCAACAUUGGAACACCGUACCUGCUGUCUGGCAAGCUGAUCGAGUCCGGCAUCGGUUUCGUUGCACGAGCUAUACAUAGUAAUUUAAUAUUAUAAUUAAAUUAAUUUACAUGUGAUUAUUUACUACUGAGGUUACUAAUAUUUCGACAGUGUUUUCUCGAAGAAUAGUCAUGGAUCUCCACCGGCCCGUCGACCCUAAUAAGACUUACGAGGAGCUAACCUCGGAGGAGAAGUUAAGAUAUGACCAUCAGAAGCUGCACGAGAUGCACAAGGGGCACGAGUCGAUGCACACCACCAUGGUGAUGAUCCUCAUCGUCACGCUCGUCGUGGCGCAGCUCAUCGUCAUGGAGUGGAAGAAGAGGCAUUACAGGUCGUAUGCUUUUUUCACGAUGGUGGCGAUGUGGUCUAUACCGGUCCUGAUGAGCGUUAAGAACCAGUGGUGGAGGUUCAUCACGAUAUGGAGCAUAUUCACCAUGCUCACCGCAGUAGUCAUAAGGAAGUCCACUACUAGACCCAUGUCUGUCACCACGCCAAGGUUGGUGUACAAAUGGUUCUACUUAAUAUACAAAGUGAGCUGCUUCCUCGGCGUGGUGGGCUACAUCCUGAUGAUGCUGACGUUCCUGGGCGUGAACCUGCUGUUCGGCCAGAAGCCGCAGCAGUGGAUGGACGUGGCUCUCAUGCUGCUGUUCUACGGCCUCUACUUCGGAGUCCUCGGCCGGGACGUUGCAGAGUACUGUACUGACAAAAUGGCAGCUUCUAUUGGAUACUACACGCAGGAAGGCAUGCCGACGCGGCAGUUGGACAGCAACGUGUGCGCGGUCUGCGGGAACCAGUUGCUGGUCAACGUUAAUGAGGAGGGGGUCCUAGAGAACACAUACAAGCUGACCUGUGGCCACGUGUUCCACGAGUUCUGCAUCCGAGGGUGGUGCAUCGUCGGCAAGAAGCAGACCUGUCCCUACUGCAAGGAGAAGGUGGACCUCAAGAGAAUGUUCACCAACCCGUGGGAUCGCCCUCACAUUCUGUACGGCCAGCUAUUGGACUGGAUCCGCUGGCUAGUGGCCUGGCAGCCACUCAUUCUCUUCCUGGCACAAGGCAUCAACUGGCUGUUUGGACUCGAAUGAGGCCAACAUUAUCCACGGAGGAUCUAUGCACGGACUAUAUGAAGGACAAAAUGGGCCUUGUGAUGUGAUGUGAAGUGAAAUUAUGAACAGUGUGUUCCUUAGUGAAUGUUAAUACUUAAUUGUGAGUGUCAACGACCCCAGUAUUGUGUUUAAACUAGCGAAAAUAUACAAGUUACAUCACGGUAAGUUGUGUACAGAAACCUAAAGUGUAUAUCUCAAGUUGUUGUCAAAUCAUACUUAUAUUCAAUAUUUUUAUGUGUAGCUAAUUAAGUACAUUGACUUUCUACAGCUACUGUGUGUUUUAUUCUCAGGCAUUAGAGGUCAGUUUUGAUUGAUGGAAUAACUAGUAUACUUGCCUUUAAGUUUAAUUCAAGUUGGAAAGAUUUCAUGUGUUUUAAAGUGUAAUUUCCAGCAAUAAUGCGUGUUCAUCAGCUUUACUAUUGAAGGUUUAUAGUCGACUAUAGACGAGACGUCGUACCGCCCCGCACACGCACUCAUAAAUAUAAGCCUCCGUGUUAGUUACUUGUAAAAUAUGUAUUUCUUGCAAAUUGAAUUUGAGUUUGAAACUAGUACAGCUUUCCUUCGUUAGUUAGUUACGUGAAGAAGCCGCAUAUUUCAAUUAAUUUAAUUGACUGACAUUUUGCAUUUAGUGGUCAUCCAAUGAUUAACCCGAAUUUUCAUAAUAAUUCAUGUUUUUUUAUUCUUUAUUUAAGUAGGAAAUUAAUAAUGUAACUAUUUGUCAAGUUUUUAUUUGGAUUACAAUGAUUGUCGCGUCUAUAAAUAGAUUCAUUUUAAAAUAAUUUCCUAUCUAACUUCUUAGUUGAUAACUACUUAAAACGAGAUAUUUAGGUACUAUGUUUUUUAAUUUAUUUUGUGAUUGUGAUAUUUACCAAGUUUGGGAGAGCCAUGCUUCGGUACGAAUGGGCCGGCUCGACUGGAGUGAUACCACGGCCUCACAGAAAACUGCCGUGAAACAACGCUUGUGCACUUGUAACUCCUCUGGUGUUGCGGGUGUCUAUGGGAGGCACCGAUUGCUUACCAUCAGGUGGUCAGUGUGCUCAAAUGCUAUGUUCUGGCAAAGAACGGGCACUAUUAGCAUUUCCUAUAACUUUCCUUACUUUCUUAUAGGGAUAAAACAGGAUGUUACAUUUCAUUAUGUGCACCUCUGUCUGCUCCUUCUGAAUAUUAUGGCUUGAAGUUAAUUGAAUUUUAUGAAACAACAAAAUGAAAUUGUAUGUCAAUUAGUUCUUUACAUACACUUGAUAAUGUACACUGCAAAACCAACCCUCUUAUUGUAAAACAAAGUCUCUUUUGCAAAGUGCAAAGCGAUAUUUUUAUACAGUAAACUUGUAUUAUGAGCCCUAAGUUAAAGCAAUAAAGUAGUUUAUUGCAGUUCACGAGUCUUCAAAUUGAUGUUGUAUGUUUUAGCAGUAUUUUUAGGUAUUUGCUUUAUUGAAUUGUAUGUACAGAUGCCAGACCAUCAAGUCAUCUGGAACUUCAAUAAAUAUUCGAUUCUAACAGAGAUAGCAAUAAGUUGAAAAUGUCUUUAAGAAUGAAAUCGUGAAUUUAAUUAAUUUUCGACCAUAUACUGUUGGUUUAGGGUUGAAAAUCGAGAUAUUUCUUAUUUAACGAUCGAUUUCUGUCGUGUCAGAAAUGAAGACUUGAAUAUUUUGUGCUUACCAGAUUGCGGUAAUGUGGCGCACGGUCCUGUAGCCUUAGUAGAGCUUUACGUUUAUAGUAAUCAAAACGAGAGCGCGUUCCGCUCUCUGUACCCUUAGUACGAGUUUGCUUUACGUUGAAUGAAAACGAAACGAGAGCGCGUUCGGCACUCUGAUUGGCCGGUGCGAAUGAAUCAACCAAUCACAGUGUCGAACGCGCUUUCGUUUCGAUCUCGUUAAACAUAAAGCAAACUCGUACUGAGCCCUCGAUUGAUUCAUUUAUUCGAGCCGGCCAAUCCGGCUCGAAUAAAUGAAUCAAUCAAUCAGUGCGCCGAACGCGAUCUCGAUAACUUUAAACGUAAAGCAAACUUAUACUAAGGAUACUGUUUGUGUAAUAGAGAAUUUGCUAGUGUUCAAUGAUCAAUCAUUGGACAAGUAAAUUUUUGACAGCUACAGUGCUUGGACUAAACAGUAUGCUGCAUUGUCGCUAUCUGGUGGUCACAAGAAUCCUCAUUCUGGCCCCGCCCUAGCGUGUCUAGGUACCCUAUAAUGUUUGUGCUAUGUCAUUCCAUGUUGUAAGUACUACCUACUAGUAGUUAGUUGUAUGUAUGUGAAUCAUUAAAAAUAUUAUUUUUGUAAAAAAAGGUUAAAUGAUCAAUUAAGUGAUGUAUUUAUUAAAAUAAUCUUAUGUUAUUUUGUACAAAAAUAAAUUGUUUGGAUUGUAA